AUGCCGGCCGUGAGCCUCCCGCCCAAGGAGAACGCGCUCUUCAAGCGGAUCUUGAGAUGUUAUGAGCAUAAACAGUAUAGAAAUGGGUUGAAAUUCUGUAAACAAAUCCUCUCUAAUCCCAAAUUUGCAGAACAUGGAGAAACUCUGGCUAUGAAAGGAUUAACAUUGAACUGUUUGGGUAAAAAGGAAGAAGCUUAUGAAUUGGUUCGUAGAGGUUUGAGAAAUGACUUGAAGAGUCAUGUGUGUUGGCAUGUUUAUGGCCUUCUCCAGAGGUCAGACAAGAAAUAUGAUGAAGCCAUUAAGUGUUACAGAAAUGCGCUAAAAUGGGAUAAAGACAAUCUUCAAAUCUUAAGGGACCUUUCUUUACUACAGAUUCAAAUGCGAGAUCUUGAGGGUUACAGGGAAACAAGAUAUCAAUUACUUCAGCUUCGACCCGCCCAGAGAGCAUCAUGGAUUGGUUACGCUAUUGCUUACCACUUAUUAGAAGAUUAUGAAAUGGCAGCAAAGAUUUUAGAAGAGUUUAGGAAAACACAACAGACAUCCCCUGAUAAAGUGGAUUAUGAAUAUAGUGAACUCCUUUUAUAUCAAAAUCAAGUUCUUCGGGAAGCAGGACUCUAUAGAGAAGCCCUGGAUCACCUUUGUACCUAUGAAAAGCAGAUUUGUGAUAAACUUGCUGUAGAAGAAACCAAAGGGGAACUUCUGUUGCAGUUAUGUCGCUUGGAAGAUGCAGCUGAUGUAUAUAGAGGAUUACAGGAGAGAAAUCCUGAAAACUGGGCCUAUUACAAAGGCCUGGAAAAGGCACUCAAGCCAGCUACUAUGUUAGAACGACUAAAAAUUUAUGAGGAGGCCUGGACUAAAUAUCCCAGAGGACUGGUGCCAAGAAGACUGCCAUUAAACUUUUUAUGUGGUGAGAAGUUUAAGGAAUGUUUGGAUAAGUUCUUGAGGAUGAACUUCAGCAAAGGUUGUCCACCAGUCUUCAAUACUUUGAGGUCAUUAUACAAAGAUAAAGAAAAGGUGGCAAUCAUAGAAGAAUUAGUAGUAGGUUAUGAAACUUCUUUAAAAAGCUGCCGGUUAUUUAACCCCAAUGAUGAUGGAAAAGAGGAACCGCCAACCACAUUACUUUGGGUUCAGUACUACUUAGCACAACAUUAUGACAAAAUUGGUCAGCCAUCUAUCGCUCUUGAAUACAUAAAUACUGCUAUUGAAAGUACACCUACGUUGAUAGAACUCUUCCUUGUGAAAGCUAAAAUCUAUAAGCAUGCUGGGAAUAUUAAAGAAGCUGCAAGAUGGAUGGAUGAGGCUCAGGCUUUGGACACAGCAGACAGAUUUAUCAACUCCAAGUGUGCAAAAUAUAUGCUAAAAGCCAAUCUGAUAAAAGAGGCUGAAGAAAUGUGCUCAAAGUUUACAAGGGAAGGAACAUCAGCAGUAGAAAAUUUGAAUGAAAUGCAAUGCAUGUGGUUCCAGACAGAAUGUGCCCAGGCUUAUAAGACAAUGAAUAAAUUUGGUGAAGCACUUAAGAAAUGUCAUGAAAUUGAGAGACAUUUUAUAGAAAUCACUGAUGACCAGUUUGAUUUUCAUACAUACUGUAUGAGGAAGAUUACGCUUAGAUCAUAUGUGGACUUAUUAAAACUAGAAGAUGUACUUCGACAGCAUCCAUUUUACUUCAAGGCAGCAAGAAUUGCUAUAGAGAUCUAUUUGAAGCUUCAUGACAACCCCCUUACAGAUGAGAAUAAAGAACGUGAAGCUGAUACAGCAAACAUGUCUGAUAAAGAACUAAAGAAACUACGUAAUAAACAAAGAAGAGCUCAAAAGAAAGCCCAGCUAGAGGAAGAGAAAAAAAAUGCAGAAAAAGAAAAGCAGCAGAGAAAUCAAAAAAAGAAGAAGGAUGACGAUGAUGAGGAAAUUGGAGGUCCAAAAGAAGAACUUAUCCCUGAGAAACUGGCAAAGGUUGAAACUCCAUUGGAAGAAGCUAUUAAAUUUUUAACACCAUUGAAGAACUUGGUGAAGAACAAGAUAGAAACUCAUCUUUUUGCUUUUGAGAUUUACUUUAGGAAAGAAAAGUUUCUUUUGAUGCUACAAUCAGUAAAAAGGGCAUUUGCUAUUGAUUCUAGUCAUCCCUGGCUUCAUGAGUGUAUGAUUCGACUCUUUAGUACUGCAGUGUGUGACAGUAAAGAUUUACCUGAUGCAGUUAGAACAGUAUUAAAACAAGAAAUGAAUCGUCUUUUUGGAGCAACGAAUCCAAAGAAUUUUAAUGAGACUUUUCUGAAAAGGAAUUCUGAUUCAUUGCCACACAGAUUAUCAGCUGCCAAAAUGGUAUAUUAUUUAGAUUCUUCUAGUCAAAAGCGAGCUAUAGAGUUGGCAACAACACUUGAUGAAUCCCUCACUAACAGAAACCUCCAGACCUGUAUGGAGGUAUUAGAAGCCUUGUGUGAUGGUAGCCUAGGAGACUGUAAAGAAGCUGCUGAAAUUUAUAGAGCAAAUUGUCAUAAGCUUUUCCCUUAUGCUUUGGCUUUUAUGCCUCCUGGAUAUGAAGAGGAUAUGAAGAUCACAGUUAAUGGAGAUAGUUCUGCAGAAACUGAAGAACUGGCCAAUGAAAUUUGA
Molecule: messenger RNA, 2601 nt
Organism: Pipistrellus nathusii (Nathusius's pipistrelle)
Lineage: Eukaryota; Metazoa; Chordata; Mammalia; Chiroptera; Vespertilionidae
Source: the annotation of a GenBank genome assembly